Lolium perenne is the source of this 3417-nucleotide messenger RNA. NCBI's taxonomy places the organism in Eukaryota, Viridiplantae, Streptophyta, Magnoliopsida, Poales, Poaceae. The record is from RefSeq and is a predicted model, not a curated record.
GCGGUGUUAUUUUCUCUUGGGAAAACUCGCUACAAGACAGCAUUAUUUUCCGGCGUUCGCCGAAAACCUAAUCUCUCCUAUAAAACCCGCUAGGGUACCCGCCUCCCCAGGGCAUCCUCAGGCGCGCGUCGAUCCGGACCAUCCAAUCGCGGUGCUACGGUAAUUUCCCCCGCUCGUUGCUACAGUAAUUUCCCCCGCCCGCUUUUCACUGCAGCCGUUCGAUGCGGUCAAAUUUUUCCUCACUCGUUUAGCAUUCCAGGGUGUCUAUGACGUGUGGGACUGGAUACGCGCGGGGUCCGGCGGUCGGAGACAGCCGCGGGCGCUCGUACGGGUCAGCCUCCUUCUCCGCGCGUGGGGCAGGGGUGAUACCCAAUCCGCCUUCUCACUCUCCUCCCCAAUCCCUCCUCUCCUCCUCCCGAAUCAGCCGCCUCCUCUCUUCCUCCCAAUCGGCCGCAUCCAGAGAAACUACGGGAGCCCCCGACGGUGGCUGCGGUCGGAAUGGAAAGGGGCGGCGGCGAGAAGGGCAGGCACGGGUGGUCGUCUCGGCGGCGAGGAAGAUCUCGUGGUGGCCCGAGAUGAGAUGAGGAGAGGACAACCACCACCUCCUCGAUGACUCCACCUCCUUCCUCUUCGUCCGUGGCUUCGCCUCCUCGUCCGCAGAGCACCGGAGCUGGCCACGCACGAGCAGGAGGGGACGUAGGUCGAGGGGGCGCAGGUCUGCGUGAUGUCGCUUCUCUCUGAGAUCCAUGGACGCCGGUUCUUCGUUUGGUGCGGGGAUGUGCGGUGGUUCGGCUGGCCGCGGGGGACGAGGGAAGCCUCGGCCACGGCCACAGUCGGCGAGGCCGGACGAGGAAGACCAUGCCACAGCGGACGACUUGCUGCUCCUUCAUCUCCUCCCCUCCACUCAGUUGGGUGGCCAGGAGGUGCAGCGAGAUGUCUUGCACCGGUGAUGCGCAAUGAGGAGAUGGUGGGGACUUGAGGCGUGCUUGCGGCGGCGACUCCCUUGACAGUGCGGUGUCCUUGGUCAGUCCUGGGCGACCUUCCCAGCAACCUCGCCAUCUCUGAUGUGUCCCUAGGAGCAGAAGUCGUUUGAUGAAAAGUUUGUUAAGAUCUGAUGUACCUUCCAUGAUUACUUGGAAGCUUUUUCGCUGCUACCAAUUGUGCUCGAUGCAGAAUACGGAGGUAGGAUUUGGAUGUCUAGACGAUUCACUAACGGCGAGUAGCCACCAUUUGUGUUCGUGGACUGCAUGGCUGCUGCAGGCACAUGAUAGCCAGAGAAGGCUUGGCUAUGGUUGCUUAAAUAUGUUGAUUUCUUUUGGAUAUGUGGAUUCAUUGGGAGAUAAGUCUAAACGUAAUGUGGUGCAAUAUAAAGGCCGCUUUUCUGUGACAUCUGAGAGCGUCGAUCUUGCAAAGGUUCAGGAAAUUCCAUUUAGUACCAUCUCACGCAAAUCACCACAUGGUGUACAGCUAAGAAAAUCUGCAAGUGUUGGUGAUUGGAUUGUGAACGCCAAACCAAUGUCUAACAGAAAUCAACUAAAGGAACUCUGCAAUAGCUCGGUAUCAUCGUCGAUUCUCAUUCCACACCUUGAGAACAUCGUGCAACAGACUACGCUUCAGCAAGAUCUGAUCGUUAACCUACUAAGUAGCAUGCAACAUAAUGAGAAAGCUGACGGUGCACAGUCUGAAAUGUCAUCGCAAGUCCAAACUAUGGAGAGUGAGACAAUGUUUCAAACAGCUAAUACUGAGAAAGAACGGUCAUUACUUGUUAAAAUUUCAGAACUCCAAUCUAGAAUGAUUACUUUUGACUUAUGAGCUGAUUUCAGCCAAGCUAAAACAUGUUCAGGAAGGCAAUGCUCUGACAGUCAAGAGUUCCAGUAAAUGUCUUUUUCAAGCAGUACCCUCUCUAUUAUGAACUGGAAAUUACGUACAUGGGCUACCAAGCAGGCCAUGUGUUGUCUUGUGCAGCUGCAGAAUGUGUUCGGAUAUCACUUGGUCAUUGUUCCUUGCUGGAAGCUAAUAUCAGGCUGAAUUUUCCAUCGCAUGUACAGAGUUUCAGAAUCUACUCUUAGCCAUGAUCGUUUUUCCUGUAUCUCCUUUUCUUUUAUGUAUAUAAGCAACGUGCUUGUUUUUUAAAUCUCAUUUGUUUUAAAGAUAAACACAUGUUCAGGGAAGGGUUCUUAGGUAAUCAAGUGCAUUUAUUAUUAUAGUACUAGCCAAAAAUCCAUCUUGGAUUUAGAUCGUAGCAUUUGCCCUUGUAUUUUUUUCAGUGUUGUUACAUGCUCUGGUUUUCAAAAUUUACAAAUAUCCAGCGAAAGAAAUCGGUCUCGCAUCUCGACUUAUUGUCUAUACACACUUGGUUUCGUGACACAUUUCUUUGUGAUUUGUGUAGAAUAUAAUUCACAAUAUUUUUUCUUAUGCCAAUAAAUAUACGAUAACUCGGACAUUUGCGCCAGUCGGCGCAACGAGUCAUCUAUGAUGGAGAUUUACAUAAUAUAUGUUACCAGAGCACAUGCACAUAUGACUUUACUUCUGGGCCAGUAGCUAAAAUUCAGUCGUUUUAAGAGUAUUCUAUGACAUAAUGAUUUCUAUGAACCUCAUAACAAAUGUAUAUGCAUUUGAUCCUAAUUGACUGUUUCUACAUCAAAUUAUUUUUUUAGCUUGGAGAGAGUGUAUAUCUCCUUUCUGUUGUGAGUUAGCUUGGAGAGAGUGUGUGCCUUUCUUUCUCUCCAGCUGUUGUCGCCUUGACUCCCAGUUUCAUAAUCUAGCAUUCCAUCUGCAUUUCUGAAUGUCUCUUGCAGAUAGCAUAAUUGCAUCAGCCCAAUGAAAUCCGUAGAGGAGGGAUACAUAGUACAUAUUUAGAUAUGCAACAAUAGGUUUAGCUUCUGUAUUAAAAUCUAUACUAGCAAUGUUUGUAUUGUUGUACGACCUGCUCUAUAUGUGGUGGGAUUUUGUAAUUGCUUAUGCUAUGUUCAUGUAUAUAAUAUAAAAUUUGAAAUUUCAUGGUUGAUAUUUUCUUGAUGCUCUGCUAUGGCAUGCAAACUCUCUGCUAAAGUAAAGCUAAUACAUCCCUGACUGUUUUUCAGUCUUCAGCACAUGUCAAAUACAGCAUAUGUGUGAAUGAUUUCCAUGCCUUCAGUGAGUCGCUAUUUCUUGUAUACAAGUUUUGGCUUAUGGAAUUCUAAUGCCUUGGAAAAAAUAUAGACCCAACUUACCUGUAUAGUCGGUAUUCCUAUGAAUUCCAAUGGCUUGGGAAAAAGGCUUUGAUGUUGUUGUUGUUGCUGUUGUUAUUGUUGUAUGAUGUAGAAUUCAACUUUAAUCUAUGUACGGAGCUUGUUGGUGAGUUAGUUGGUUUUCAGGUUAUUUUGCACGGUUCCAGUUUCAUUUUGCACGGUUGCAGUUUCUCUGAACUUGGCAAUG